Messenger RNA from Miscanthus lutarioriparius, 1707 nucleotides. Lineage: Eukaryota; Viridiplantae; Streptophyta; Magnoliopsida; Poales; Poaceae. The record is from the annotation of a GenBank genome assembly.
AUGGCUGAAUCCUUUGUUCUCAAUACUGGCGCGAGGAUCCCAUCAGUUGGCCUUGGCGUAUGGCAAAUACAACCUGACGCUGCUGUCAACGCCAUCUACGCUGCUGUCAAGGCUGGGUAUCGGCAUAUUGAUUGUGCUGCAGCAUACAACAAUGAGAAGGAGGUGGGCUUGGCUUUGAAGAAAUUAUUUGAAGAUGGUGUGGUUAAGCGUGAUGAUUUGUUUAUCACCUCUAAGCUAUGGGCUGCUAAUCACGCACCUGAAGAUGUGCAAGAGGGAUUUGACACCACACUUCAAGAUUUGCAGCUUGACUACUUAGACUUGUACCUCAUCCAUGGUCCAAUCCGCAUCAAAAAAGGAACUAGCAUGAUGAGCCCUGAAAACUUUAUCCCUACAGAUAUCCCUACUACAUGGGCAGCAAUGGAGAAGUUAUACGACUCUGGCAAAGCUCGUGCAAUCGGCGUGAGUAAUUUUUCUUGUAAGAAGCUGGAUGAUUUGUUUGCCGUUGCACGAGUGCCUCCAGCAGUCAACCAGGUUGAGUGCCAUCCGAUUUGGCAGCAAGACAAGCUCCGGAAGUUAUGCCAAUCCAAGGGUGUUCAUCUUUCUGCGUUUUCGCCUUUAGGCUCACCUGGAUCUCCUGGGAUCAAUGGGCCAAGUGUCCUCAAGAACCCCAUUGUGGUCUCUGUUGCAGAGAAGUUGCAGAAAACACCUGCCCAGGUCGCUCUACGCUGGGGAAUUCAAAUGGGCCAUAGUGUACUCCCGAAAAGCGCCAACGAAUCAAGGAUUAAGGAGAACAUUGACAUAUUUGACUGGUCUAUUCCUGAAGAUUUGAUGGCGAAGCUCUCUGAAAUCAAACAGGUUAGGCUGCUAAAAGUCGAAUUUGCAGUUCACCCAAAAAGUGGAUACAAUACCUUGGAGGAUCUUUGGGAUGGUGAAAUGGCCAAGUCCUUCCUCCUAAACACCGGUGCUGCUAUCCCAUCAGUUGGCCUUGGAACAUGCCAAAUAUCACCAGCUGUUGUCGAAGAUGCCAUUCGUGCAGCUCUCCAGGUUGGUUUUGCCCUGAGGAAACUAUUUGAGGAUGGUACACUUAAACGUGAAGAUCUAUUCAUCACUUCUAAACUGUGGUGCACUGAUCAUAAUCCAGAAGACGUUCCAGAGGCGAUUGAUAACACACUACAACAUCUGCAGCUUGAUUACUUAGAUCUUUACCUAGUCCAUGGUCCAGUUCGUGCAAAGAAAGGAACUAGGCUGAGCACCGAAAACAUCCUCAGGCCUGACAUCCCUGCUACAUGGAAAGCAAUGGAGAAACUGUACGACUCAGGCAAAGCUCGUGCCAUUGGCGUGAGCAAUUUCUCCUGCAAGAAGCUGGAGGACUUGCUCGCUGUCGCACGUGUGCCACCAGCAGCCAACCAGGUGGAGUGCCACCCAGUUUGGCAACAAGACAAGCUCCGCAAGCUUUGCCAGUCGAAGGGCAUCCACUUAUCUGCAUAUGCACCACUAGGUUCGCCUGGAUCGCCAGGAAAUGACGGACCGGACGUCCUUAGCCACCCCACUUUGAUUUCCAUUGCCAAUAAGCUGCAGAAAACCCCUGCCCAGGUUGCUCUUCGCUGGGGUAUUCAGAUGGGGCAGAGCGUGCUCCCGAAGAGCGACAAUGAGGCGUGGACGAGGGAGAACAUUGACCUGUUUGAUUGGUGCGUCCCUGACGACUGA